Messenger RNA from Cuscuta campestris, 3424 nucleotides. The record is from the annotation of a GenBank genome assembly. Lineage: Eukaryota; Viridiplantae; Streptophyta; Magnoliopsida; Solanales; Convolvulaceae.
CUAAGAAAUGGGCUCAACAUUCACAUCCGGUCUGAAGCCCCAGGAGCAUCCCAUUCCAGAUUGAUUCCCCCCUCCCUCCAUCGGCUUGGGAGUUUUUUGCUGUUCGACGAUCGAUUCGCCGUUCUUCCCCAUCCGACCUGAAGUUUUAAUCAUUAUUUGCGUAAAAGAACUAUGCCUCCAAAAGCAAAAAAGCCGCUAGCUGGUCCCGGAAUGAAGAGAAAGUCUUGUGUCACUCGGGCUGCAUCCAGAGUCCAGCCACAACCGCCUGGCAAACUUUUGAAGGCAGACCAAGCUAGAGAGACUGAGAAAACAACAGUGGAGCUUAAAGAGGUGGUGAAUAUUGAAGAAAACACUCAGCCCAUUGUGCAUAAGUCAUUGCCUCUUGGUACUGAUGAAGAUCCCAAGGAGGAACAAAACUAUGAGGCAUGCAGGUCCCUCUCUAAUAAGAAGGAGUUUGAACAAAAGGAGUCGGUUGAUGAAUAUGAGAAAGGUGAAAAGUUAGAUUUGGAGGACAAUGAUCCUGAAUAUGAAACUGAAGAAAAUGUUGGUGUUGAUUAUGAAGAAAGGGGAAGUGAACAUGAUGACGAUUUAGAAGAGGGUGAUGAGAUGGAAGAUAAUGAGGAGGAAUAUGUUUGUGAUGAGGAGGAAGGUGAUAUUGUUGAGGAGGAGGUUGAAGAUGUAAAUGAGGACCUUGAGGGAGCGGAAGAUGAAGAACAAGACGGUGAGGAACACGCUGAAAUGGUUGAUGCAGCUGAGGAGGAAGAACAUCAUGAAGUGGUCAAAGAAAGACGCAAACGUAAGGAGUUUGAAAUUUUUAUUGGUGGCUUGGACAAGGGUGCUACCGAAGAUGAUCUUAGAAAGGUCUUUAGUCAAGUUGGUGAGAUUACCGAAGUGAGGCUUAUGAUGAACUCUCAGACCAAGAAGAAUAAGGGAUUUGCUUUUCUGCAAUUUGCAACAGUAGAACAAGCCAAGCGUGCUUGUACAGAGCUAAAAAAUCCACUGGUUAAUGGAAAAGAGUGUGGUGUAACUCCAAGUCAAGACAGUGACACACUCUUUCUAGGUAACAUAUGCAAAACAUGGACAAAGGAAGCUUUGAAUGAAAAGUUGAAGCUCUAUGGCAUUGAGAACAUUGAUGAUUUGACAUUAGUGGAGGACUCAAAUAACGUAGGAACAAAUCGAGGUUUUGCGUUCCUGGAAUUCUCUUCUCGUUCAGAUGCCAUGGAUGCUUUUAAACGUCUUCAGAAGAGAAAUGUUUUUUUUGGACUUGACAUGCCUGCCAAGGUUUCCUUUGCAGAUUCAUUCAUUGACCCGGGUGAUGAAAUUAUGGCUAAGGUCAAAACGGUCUUUAUAGAUGGUCUCUCAUCCCAUUGGGAUGAGGCCAACAUGUCUGAACUUCUCAAAAAAUACGGAAAGAUAGAAAAGAUUGAGCUUGCUCGUAACAUGCCAUCUGCCAAGAGAAAGGAUUUUGGUUUUGUCACAUUUGAUUCACAUGAUGCUGCAGUUACUUGUGCUAAAUCCAUUAAUAACUCGGUGCUAGGAGAAGGAGAUAGUAAGGUUAAGGUUCGAGCUAGAUUAUCAAGGCCCCUUUACAGAGGCAGGGGUGAUUCACACGGAGAUAUGAGGCCUCGCCACAGGCCAGCACGAGUGCCUAGGGCCCCAUGGGGGCGCUCAUUGCCACAUAAUCUCCCCAUUCAUGGACGAAGAGUUGGUCCACGUAGGCCACCUUUGGUUGAUCGCAGCAUUAAACGAUCCACUGGUUACAGAGAUAGAAGAGCAGCCAUUGCUGUCCCACCCAGGAGCAGGCCUGUUGCACCUCCGCCAAGCAGGCCGUAUGAGAGGAGACCGCCUGGUCAUGCAUAUCCAAGAAGUAGUUCUAAGAGAGAGUAUGGUAGCAGAGCCACAAUGGAUUAUGCUCCCAGAGUACCUUCUGACAGACGCUCAUCCUAUAGAGAUGAAUAUGAUCCCCAUGGAUCUGGCUAUCCUGAUUUUCCAGGAGGAGCAUCCAGGAGUGCAUUAAGGAGAGCAUAUGUUGAUGAUGACUACGAGCAGAGGUUUGAAAGACUACCUCCAGUGUACCGUGACAGCCGUGCUCGGGAAUAUGACUCUAUAUCUGGCUCAAAACGUGCAUAUGCUGCAAUGCAGGAUGAUGUUCCUCCUCGAUAUGUUGAGGCAGGAGUUCGCCGUUCUCGUGCACAUUUAGAUUAUGAAUAUGGAGGACGCAGUGCUUCUCAAUACGGGGGUUCCUAUGGUGACAGACCUGGAAGGCCUCCUAUUGGAUAUGGCGGAAGCAGAAGUUCUAUGUCUCAUCAAGAUUCUCAUGGACUUUAUAGUAGUCGCCAUGGCAUGGGUUAUGACAGAGGUUCUUAUGGUGGUAGUGCGGUUGGUGGAAUGUAUGCUUCGGGCAAUGGUGGUGAUUACAUGUCUCACGGCAGUGAUGUGGGUGGCAGCUCUUAUUCGUCACUCUAUUCUAGUCGUGAUCUGGGUGGAGGUGGCUAUAUGGGCGGCGGUGGUUCUAGAUCUUAUUACUGAGGUGAGUAAUACUUUGUAGUCUACGCUAUUUUCAUUAAACUGCUUAGGUAGUGGCAUAUGUUAUGAACAGGUAGACUUCCUUCCUACCUUUCUCACCCUCUUCAUCCCCACCUUCCCCACAAAUGUUUCACAAAUGAGCCUAUGCAUCUCCCCUUUUAGCGAAGCAAGCUCUUAUGGAAAUCUGGUUUCUAGAAGUCAUAUACUCUGUUUCUUCCUCCUGAGAACCAUCGUUGAGGAAUGGAAUUAGCAGUUUGGUCACAUGCCAAUUUGUUCCCCAUACAGAUUUUGAAUGGACAAAGAGGCUGCAUGGAAUGCACUACGCGCUUGAAAGCCAGGCCAUUUUGGAUUGGGAUGAUGUCAAGCAAGUAAAAAGCCUCUAUAACUGCAGUUUGAUGACAAGAUAUGUUGUAUAAGGAGAUUUGGAGUUCUAGUGUGUUAAGAUUUGGAGGGCUCGUAAUUUUAUGCUUUUAGGAAACUUGAGAUUUAUUAGACUUACACUGCUGAACAUCCAGCUUUUAUAGUUAAUUUUCCUUUUAAGUACCUUUUGGAACCCAUGUAAGAGCUUGUUUGAAUAAAUGGAACAGUAUUGAAGUUGCAAGUUUAUCUUAUCCUGUGCUUAAGUCCUUGUGAACUAAGGAAGACUAUUGGAAGGGGAAAUUGCUAAAGUCGCCCUUCACCAUGGCCUUCCUAUAGACAUUCACUAACAUUGAACAACGGGUGUCUAUGGAUGUCUUUGAGAAGGUUGGGUGCCCCUAGCAUGGUCCAUUGGAAGAAUUGUGAAUCCCAUGCAUCCAUCGUGUUUCUUGACAUUAAUGGGUUCCAAGAACAAGGUAUUGAACAGGAACGCAAAAGAAGCUCUCACGGGAAGGUGUAGUCUGCUAUGAAAUAUGGAUUU